Messenger RNA from Physcomitrium patens, 1479 nucleotides. Its product is annotated as histone H2B.11. Gene Ontology annotation, molecular function: protein heterodimerization activity; DNA binding; structural constituent of chromatin. Gene Ontology annotation, cellular component: nucleosome. The record is from RefSeq and is a predicted model, not a curated record. NCBI's taxonomy places the organism in Eukaryota, Viridiplantae, Streptophyta, Bryopsida, Funariales, Funariaceae.
UCUCAUAGUUCCUUAUUGCAAUCUGUCUAUCUCUCUCUCUUGCAACGUCGUCCUUCUAGACCUCGCUCAUUUUAUUCUUCCUUAUAGGUCUUUUACUCCUGUCGAUUUGCUUACUGUCUUCGUUGCGUGUUUAGAAUGGCUCCCAAGACAGGAGAGGAGCAGAAGGCCGGCAAAUCCAAGGCCGAGAAGAAGCCGGUGGUGAAGAAGGCUGAGAAGAAGAUCAAGGCUGACAUCAAGGGUGAUGCCAAGAAGAAGAAGUCGAAGAAGAGCAUUGAGACUUACAAGAUCUACAUCUAUAAAGUUCUUAAACAGGUGCAUCCCGAUACUGGUAUAUCCUCGAAGGCGAUGGGCAUCAUGAACUCGUUCAUUAAUGAUAUUUUUGAGAAGUUAGCACAGGAGGCCGCACGCCUAGCCCGCUACAACAAGAAGCCGACCAUCACCUCUCGUGAGAUUCAGACUGCUGUGCGUCUGAUUCUGCCGGGUGAGUUGGCGAAGCAUGCUGUAUCUGAGGGGACCAAGGCUGUGACGAAGUUCACGAGCGCAUAAAAUCUUCCAGCUCGGCUUUAUCCAUAUCAACAUGGUGUUAUUAAACACCAUCUUUUGAGUUGAAAACAUCAUCCUCAACGCGCUUUGUUCGAUUGGGACGAUGAUCUAUUGGCUCUGAUGGUGGUCAGAGCAGUCUACCUCGUUUCUAGAUAUGGAACACGUGUUGCGGAUCGCGACCUGUGUGCUUGUUCGGACUGAGGUUACAGUGUCUUUGCUGUCUUGAUUGCGGGUGAGGAGUACCAACGUUCUGCAAUUUACAGUUUAUGUGUGCUCGAUUGAUGAAUGCGGGGUCGGAACUGAUUGCGAGUUCAGGAUUUUUAGGGUUCAAUGGCAUCGUAACUCAGAAGUGCGCCCAUGGUAGACUCGGGAGUAUGUGGAAUUAUAGAUCCACAGGAUCAGAUUUCAUAUUUGAAAUGGCCCAUGUGUACACCUAAUUGACGUGGCUGAUGUGCGGUUGCUGAAGCCGGUGGGUUCUUUACAAUGCCAGGUAAUCUCAUGUAUCUUCAAAAUGGAGGUGAGAGAAUAAGUACCUGCUUCAGCUGGAAGCAUUCGAAGAAGUGUGUCAGACACUCUGUAGUCAGCUGAAUGCUUUGUAACUUCUUACUUCUGCUUGAUUUGCUACGUACAACUGAUAUGCUGGGUUUGUUGGUAGUGGCUCUGUAUCAUUCGCUAGCAGAUAUGUUUCAAGUAAUGAUACUAAAUGAAGAAUAUGGUAACUAUCAUGAAUGUGGUUGCCUGUGGUUGGUUUUGUAUUAGUAGAGUAAUUAAGACGUUAUUUUUCUAUUCUGUUCAUGAUGGUUAAGAUGGAUAGGUUACUUUAGUAAAAUCUUGGGUCUAUUUAACAUUCUCCUCAAAUAACUUCUUAUAUGCUACUUAGUUGACUCUUCGAUAAAUCUUAAAACACUCUUGACAUUAAUAGAAGCAUCUUCUAAA